This is a messenger RNA of Diprion similis, 1847 nucleotides long. RefSeq names its product divergent protein kinase domain 1C (gene aln). NCBI's taxonomy places the organism in Eukaryota, Metazoa, Arthropoda, Insecta, Hymenoptera, Diprionidae. The transcript is spliced from 5 exons. Bases 449 to 1678 code for a protein of 409 amino acids. The record is from RefSeq and is a predicted model, not a curated record.
GGUGUAGCCCUACAGUAGGCAGCCGUACCUACUUGAAGGUGCUUGUGGCUGCAGUCGCAGGCGGAUACAGACGCUCGAUACGAACACCGGCGGCUCCAUCUGCCGCGUUGUCCAAGAUUUUAAAUGGAAUUAUGUACUGUGAUUAAUCCAUGAGAGGCGCUCGCGGCGAGUGCGGCAGCUGGAGGAAAAAAUCAAGCUGCAGAUGAAUGCUAACAUUCUUCGAGUAAAGCGCGUGAAAACACUUUGAAACUAGUCACAAUGAACAGGAUGAGCAAAGGCCGAAAUUACCAUGCGGUGGAUUCCUGGCAAGAAAAUCAGAGCGGCUGAUGAUCCUCGAGGAUGUUGGAGCAUGUUUCAUGAGACAAAAAGAAAGAGUUAGCAGCUUAAUUGGCAACGGUGGAAAAUUAUCAAAGAAUAAAAGAAGACACACAUCACAAAUACAACAAAGAUGAACAUCAAACGGUUACCGGGUUUCAUAAUCCACUACAAACUCGUUUCUGUAGCAGCAUUUCUCGUACUGGCAUCCAUCGUCUACUUGCUUAUCCACUGGGGGAUAAUGUGCACGAAUUUAGAGGCCUGGAGCCACGUAUCCAGAGUCUGCUCCUCGCACAGCUCUGGGACUGCAGCAGGAAUAUUGUGUGGUCCCCUAUGUUCUGAGAAAAGAAUUCACUCUCUGGCUUGCGAGACGCUGCACGCCGGGAAGGAAGCCGUCUUCUCCGCGCAUUGGGAGACCACAAGGCUGGUCUUUAAGGCUUCCAGGAUACAAUCGAAUUCCGAUCAAUCGGAGUCCCUUUUCUGGACGGACACCGAUGGUAUCAAGCAUUUCCCUUCCGAGGAAGAGUUCGCGGACAUGAUUAGAGACCUGAUAACGAACAAUUUGAACCUGACGAUCACCGACGAGCAGCUAAAACGUUUAAGCCGCUUGCGACGACACCACGUCGAGACCAACCCGACCCGACGCAAUCUGGAAAUGGAGAAUGUCUGGCCACUCCUUCAGGAGAACGAGUACAUCCUGUCGAUCAUCUACGAAGACAGGGACGUGUUUCCACAGCUGAUCGGAACCUGCGGUACCUUUUUCGCAGUCGAAUACGUCAAGCCUAUCCAAACGCCGACCGGAGUUCUUGCUCUCUCGGAUUCGAAACCAGAGUGGGCAAAGAGGUUGAAGCUGGCCGUGAUGAUCCUCGACCUCCUCGAGGAAUUCGACUCGAAUUUCGUAGAGCCUUUUCAUCUCUGCGACGUGAAGAUCAACCACUUUGGACUGCCUCCCGGGGGUCAAAGAUUGAAGUUCCUUGACCUGGACGCGGUAUUUUCCAGAACGGCACUUACUCGCCUCUUGGCUGACGGACGAUCCUGCGAGAGACACGAGGACUGUGACUUCUUUGAUUGCAGAUCAUUUUGUUCGUCGAAACACAAGUGCGAGUCUCCGGUAGUAAACAACAACCUUCAGAUAAUAUGCGAGAAGAUCUUUCUCGGCUGGACAUUGUCCGGGACAAUAAUAAUCCCAGGCCUGUUAAUGUCUCAGCACACAACAAGCACUUUAGCGGUGAUGUUGAGGCAAUGUGCGAAUCCAGCCGGUGAUGUGACAAAUUUACCGAGGGCCGCUGUACCGGAUGGUUUGAAAUCAAGACUGUACAACAUGUUGAGCGAAAUGGAACAACAGUUCAACACUCCGGAGUGAUCAAAUCGACUUGGGUCUUCUAAACAUGAUUUGAACAUUUGAUGAUGGAGAAUGUUGUCGUCAUCAACGAGAAAGCUCGCAGUGCUUAGAGGUAACGUGUCAGUUGGCAAGAAAUAAACCAGUGCGUCAAACGCGCAUGUUCGAAUGAGACGGAAUUUUCAGCAUGUAU